Molecule: messenger RNA, 5922 nt
Organism: Oryzias melastigma (Indian medaka)
Lineage: Eukaryota; Metazoa; Chordata; Actinopteri; Beloniformes; Adrianichthyidae
Gene: camk1a
Product: calcium/calmodulin-dependent protein kinase Ia
Exons: 12
Coding region: 237-1427 (396 amino acids)
Biological process (GO): peptidyl-serine phosphorylation
Cellular component (GO): intracellular anatomical structure
Molecular function (GO): calcium/calmodulin-dependent protein kinase activity; calmodulin binding; ATP binding
Source: RefSeq, a predicted model, not a curated record
UCUGUCUGAUUUAUUUAAAGAGAAUUUGGCAGAAUCUUUGAUCACGCUGUCGAGUGAGCAGCCAGUGAUUCUGAUGGUGCACUCCGUCCGCAGACGUCUGCUUUCCUUGACGUCAGGAGAGGUUUGAGCGCACCCAGCGCUGCGCACCAGCACAGCAACCACAUCUCUCCCAGAGGAAAGCGAGGCAGAGCGCAGCUCCACACCGUCCUUUAGCUCUAUUCCAUCCACAUUCCAGGAUGCCUCUUGGAGAUAAUGGAAAUGGAUGGAAAAAGAAGACAUCAGAAAUCAAAGAUCAUUAUGACUUUAAAGAAGUUCUGGGAACGGGGGCUUUUUCCGAGGUGGUUCUAGCAGAGGAGAAGAGGACUCAGAGGCUAGUAGCCAUCAAGUGCAUCCCCAAGAAGGCUCUGGAGGGAAAAGAGAACAACAUUGAAAACGAGAUUGCAGUGCUGCACAGAAUCAAGCACGCCAACAUCGUUUCUCUGGAGGACAUUUUUGAAAGCACAUCCCACCUAUACCUCGUCAUGCAACUGGUAUCUGGUGGAGAGCUCUUCGACAGGAUUGUGGAAAAAGGUUUCUACACGGAGAGAGAUGCCAGCCAGCUCAUCCACCAGAUCCUGGAUGCUGUCAAAUACCUCCAUGAUAUGGGGAUCGUCCACAGGGACUUGAAGCCCGAGAAUCUGCUGUAUUACAGUAUGGAUGAGGACUCCAAGAUAAUGAUCAGUGACUUUGGGCUUUCAAAGAUUGAGGGAGCGGGCAGUGUCAUGUCCACCGCCUGCGGCACUCCUGGUUAUGUAGCUCCGGAGGUGCUCGCUCAGAAGCCGUACAGUAAAGCUGUGGAUUGUUGGUCUAUAGGAGUUAUUUCUUACAUUUUACUGUGUGGAUAUCCUCCUUUUUAUGACGAGCAUGACGCCAAAUUGUUUGAGCAGAUUUUGAAAGCUGAAUAUGAAUUUGACUCUCCGUACUGGGAUGACAUCUCAGAUUCAGCCAAAGACUUUAUCUGCCACAUGAUGGAAAAAGACCCAUUGAAAAGAUACACGUGUGAGCAGGCUCUCCAACAUCCAUGGAUUUGUGGCGAUACGGCUUUGGACAAGAAUAUCCACGAAUCUGUCAGUGCACAAAUCAAGAAGAAUUUUGCCAAAAGUAAAUGGAAGCAAGCGUUUAAUGCCACAGCAGUGGUGCGCCACAUGCGGAGGUUGCAGCUGGGCACCAGUCUCGAGGGACCCAGUCAGAUUACUCCCACCAGCCCCUGCCAUGGACAUCUGCUCCCAGAGGAGGAAGUGGAGGAAGAGGAGGAGGAACUUGGAAACGAGGAGGAGGAAAGCUUAUCCCACUAUGACGACGGUCGUCGAGGAAGCACCGAGGGCAGCGCCGACCGCGACAGCCUGCGGAGCUGCACGUACUGCUGCAGACCCACCAGCCGCAUCUGAACAUAGCCUCCUGUCGUCACGGUGACGCUGUAUCCCUGGAUCGCCCAGAUCCCGUCCUCCCAGUCUGGCCAGGAACUCAGAGUAGAUAAGCAGCGUCAUAACAGAGUACAUCCGCAUCCUGCAGGGUCCUUCUACAACCAGAACAAAACAGAGAAAACAGCACAGCUGAGUCACGGCUUUCCUCUCGUUUGCAUGUUAGGUUGUUUCAAGCAGGAGAGUGGUCAUUUGAAAGUGUGUUUAUCCCCUCUACAACACGGAGCUGAUCUUUGUUCAGAUUAUUGCCGUUUGGGUGCAGUCAAGGAUCGAAGAUGCUGGAGUUUCAACUUUCAAUAUAGUUUUUUUUCCUCCCUUCUUUCGUUAUAUGUCACAUCUACCUCUGAACACAGUAACCGCGUCUGCAUCCAGCCUGCCCACUCACAAUGCUUUACUGGCAGCAUUCUCCAAUGAUUUAGUCAGACAGAGCCCACAGAAAACAUGUCACUGUCCUCAUCAUCUCUCGCUCAACGAGAGCUUUUAACCAGCCAUUAUAUCUGUUUAGCCAUUUUUUAAAAAUACAUUUUCCUUCUUUACUCUUUUAGAAGUGAGGUUGUUUGAAAGUAGAGGGUGAUUCUGGGGUUUAUGAACUCUAAAUUCUGGCUCAGACUGGACAUGUUAGAGGGUUUUUGCAUGCCUCUUCCUGGGGAAAACACUGAAAAGUAUCUAAAAAAAGAACACUUUUUUAAAAAUUUGUUUGUUUGUUUUCUGGCUGUUCUGUUAUCAGAGGCUCAGACUGGGAUCCCCAUAAGUCUGCAUAUCCCGUCGUGUCAGGAAAACUCUUUCUAAAACCCAAUUCAAGUAAAAAAAAAGGAGAAUUUUGGGGGAAGGAAGCAAUCGUGGUAUCAUCAUCCUUCUGUUCUGCUGUUGACGAAAUCUCCACCAGCUGUCAGUCUGGGGAUCUGGCUCCGGUCCGGAUGAGUCGGAGGGAUCUCAGUCUGGGUGCUCCGCCUGCCGUGUGCUGUGCACCUCUAGUGGAAGAAGUUUUGAUCUACUGUUUGCAUGAUCUGGUUAAAUAUGUUUACAUGAAUGAUUAUCAAUUAAUAUAAACACACAUGAAUAUGCUGUCGUAUUGAAUAAUGAUGUAAUUCUGUAAUUUUGAGCUAUAUAAUGUGAAGUAAGUAACACCAGAAGUAAUGUGGGCAAAAUACAACACAGCACAGUGAACUUACGAUUUGCAUUGACUAUGAUGGUGAAGUCUCUGAGUGAUAUUCCAGCUGUACUUUCGUCAUAUGAUCUCAUUCUUUGCAUUUUUUUUUUUCGGUUUUAUUAACCCUUUAACACCUGAGGUGUCGCCAGUGACGCUUAAACACUAAAUCUUUAACUUCUCUACGGAAGCCAAAAACGGUCCAGCCUGUUUUUUUUUUCUCAUUAUAAUGAGAAAGUAGGUUAUCUCUUUAUAACGAAAAAACAAAGUUCAUUUUCUCAAGAAAAUGAGAUAAUAACUUGUCAUGACGACAUAAAGAAGUUUGUUUUCUCAAGAAAAUGACAUAUUUUGUUAUAGCAACAAAACAAUCUUCAAUUUCUCAAAAAAACAUAACAACAACUCGAUAAUAACAACAAAACAAGAUAACAGUUCAUUAUAAAGAAAAAACUAUGUUUUUUUUCUCGAGAAAACAAGACAACAACUCAUUCUAAUGAGAAAAAGAAGUUAGUCUUCUCGAUAAAACGAGAUAUAAACUCAUUCUAAUUAUAAAACACGAUAGCAACUCGUUGAACGAGAUCACAGCCGUUAUAACGAGAUAUCGAAGUUUGUUUUCUCAAAAAAACGAGAUAACAACUCGUUCCAAUGAGAAAACCAGAUAACAACUCGUUGAACGAGAUGACAAUCAUAAUAACGAGAAAACGUUUGUUUUCUGGAUAAAAACGAGAUAAAUACUCAUUAUAACGAGAAAACAAGAUAAACAACUCGUUCUCAUGAGAAAGCAAAAUAACAGGGCGUUAUGACGAGAAAACGAAAUGCGCUUUCUAGAGAGAGAAUGAGAUAACAAUUCUUAUAACAAAAAUACUGAGUUUGUUUUCUCGAGAAAACGAGAUAACAACUCGUUAUAAUGAGAAAAUUAAGCUUGUUUUCUCGAGAAACAAGAUUAUAACUCGUUAUAACUAGAAAAUGAAGGUCGUUUUCUCAAGAAAAUGAGAUAAAAAAACAGUUAUAACGAGAAAACGAGAUAAACAACUCGUUCUCAUGAGAAAGCAAAAUAACAGCGCGUUAUGACGAGAAAAUGAAAUGCGCUUUCUGGAGAGAGAAUGAGAUAACAAUUCUUAUAACAAAAAUACUGAGUUUGUUUUCUCGAGAAAACGAGAUAACAACUCGUUAUAAUGAGAAAAUUAAGCUUGUUUUCUCGAGAAACAAGAUUAUAACUCGUUAUAACUAGAAAAAGAAGGUUGUUUUCUCAAGAAAAUGAGAUAAAAAAACAGUUAUAACGAGAAAACGAGAUAAACAACUCGUUAUAAUGAGAAAAUGAAGUUCGUUUUCUCAAGAAAACGAGAUAAACAACUUGUUAUAAUGAGAAAAUUAAGUUUUUUUUUCUAGAGAAAAACAAGAUAAACAACUCCAUAUUAUAAGAAAAUGAAGUUUGUUUUCUCAAGAAAACAAGAUAGCAACUCGUUACAGAGAGAAAACAAGAUAAACAAGUCCUUAUAAUGAGAAAAUUAAAGUUUGUUUUAUCGAGAAAACGAGAUAUCAACUUGUUAUAACAAGAAAUCGAGAUAAACAACUCGUUAUAAGGAGAAAAUGAAGUUUGUUUUCUCGAGAAACAAGAUUAUAACUCGUUAUAACUAGAAAAUGAAGGUCGUUUUAUUGAGAAAACGAGAUAACAACCCGUUAUAACGAGAAAACAAGAUAAACAACUCGUUAUAAUGACAAAGCAAAAUAACAUCGCGUUAUAACGAGAAAACAAAGUGCGUUUUCUUGAGAGAACGAGAUUACAAUUGUUAUAACUAGAAAAUGAAGUUCGUUUUCUCAAGAAAACGAGAUAACAACUCGUUAUAAUGAGAAAAUGAAGUUCGUUUUCUUGAGAAAACAAGAUAAACAACUCGUUAUAAUAAGAAAAUGAAGUUUGUUUCCUCGAGAAACAAGAUUAUAACUCGUUAUAACUAGAAAAUGAAGGUCGUUUUCUCAAGAAAAACGAGAUAACAACUCUUUGAACAGAGAAAACAAGAUAAACAACUCGUUAUAAUGAGAAAAUGAAGUUUGUUUUAUCGAGAAAACGAGAUAUCAACUUGUUAUAACAAGAAAUCGAGAUAAACAACUCCUUAUAAUGAGAAAAUGAAGUUUGUUUUCUCGCGAAACAAGAUUAUAACUCGUUAUAACUAGAAAAUAAAGUCUGUUUUCUCAAGAAUUCGAGAAAACAACUCGUUAUAAUGAAAAAAAUGUUUUUCUUUGAGAAAAUUAGAUAAACAUCUCGUUAUAAUGAAAAAAUGAAGUUUUUUUGAGAAAAUGAGAAAUCAACUCGUUACAACGAGAAAAGUAAGUUCGUUCUCUCAAGAAAACGGGAUAAUAAUCAUGUUAUAAAGAAAAAAGAACAACGUUCGUUUUCUCAUUACAACAAGAUAGUGGAUCUUGUUAUUACCACAAAAAGACAGACAUUUCUGCAGACAUCCUGUUAUAACGUCGAUUCUGAAUCUGCUGGAAUUAUCAUGUUAACGGUUGAGAAGUUACAGUAAAUCAAAGAACAUAAACACUGGAGCUCCGGUGUUACAGGGUUAAACCCCGAGAGCAGAGAGCUCCUAUAUUGGUAAGAUAUGUCAAAACAGGGUAACGGGGGUGUCCCUUCAUCUGCCUGAGGACACACUUUACAUUUCCAUCCUCCAGAGCACAACAUCGACUCUGAAAGCCAUAAAGAGAAGUGAAGCUGCUUUACAAUUGAUUCUAACACUUUUAAUAAUAGGUAGUAGAUUAUAUUGUGAAAGAACGUCCUCAACUCCAAGAACAAAUUCUCUUAAUAUGAAAUCUUCUUCUAUUUUAAUGCAGUAUGCCUCCGCAUCUUAUUUUGAAAAGCUUUAAAGUGAAAUGUUAUCCUCAUUUGUCACUGAUGCAUGCAGUACAGUAAAAGAUUUAAAAGACUGUCAUUGUGGAAAAUAUGCAAACUGUGUAUGAAGGGCUUCAGGUUUACUGUAUGAUAGCCACCGGUGACGACUUUGAUGACCUGGCUAUCGAUUAUGUGUUUCGUAACCACCCUCUGUUCAACUUUUUCCUGGUUUCCAUUCGGCUGUGUUUUUUCAGAAUCUGGUUCAGACACAUCUAAAUGCAUAAAGAAACACCUGUAUAUUCUAUAAAUAUAUAUAAAAAUAUAAGUAUAUAUAUUGUAUAUCCUUUUUUUGUAACGGCUGUUUUGAGCUACAAACGUAUGGAUGCAAUGCAUCAUGGGUUAGUGAAAAAAGAUGUAAGAAAAAAAAAAAACAAUUUGUACCCACUGAGACAUGACUGCAGGAAAAGAAAUAAAACUUCCUUGUCUAUGCA